Molecule: messenger RNA, 2857 nt
Organism: Brienomyrus brachyistius
Lineage: Eukaryota; Metazoa; Chordata; Actinopteri; Osteoglossiformes; Mormyridae
Product: extracellular calcium-sensing receptor-like
Exons: 6
Coding region: 36-2570 (844 amino acids)
Biological process (GO): G protein-coupled receptor signaling pathway
Cellular component (GO): membrane
Molecular function (GO): G protein-coupled receptor activity
Source: RefSeq, a predicted model, not a curated record
UGACUGAACCCUUCACUCACUACAGAGAGUCGGCCAUGCUGCUCUGCACUGUGAUGGUGCUCUAUGCCCUUGGAGCAAAGGGACAAACGCCUUGCCAAAUACUGGGGAUCCCCGAGUACCCCCAGCUUUCCAAGAAAGGGGACAUCGUAAUUGGAGCAGCGUUCUCCAUUCACCGCAAACUCUCACUGCCAGCUCUUUCCUUCAGAAACAAACCACCACCUCCAUCCUGCUCCAGCUUAAACCUGAGAGAAUUCCGCUUUGCUCAGACCAUGACCUUCGCCAUUGAGGAAAUAAACAACAGCAGCAGCCUGCUCCCGAAUGUGACCAUUGGCUAUGAGAUCUAUGACAGCUGUAGCACCACCUUGGUCUCCAUGCGGGCUGCGAUGUCGCUAGUGAAUGGGCAGGAGCAGACGGCUCAGCAGUGCCCGGGCAGAGCGGCAGUACAUGCCAUUAUCGGCGAGUCAGAGUCUUCCUCGACCAUAGCAAUAGCAAGGAUCACCGGGCCUUUCCAUAUUCCAGUGAUCAGUCACUUUGCCACCUGUGCAUGUCUGAGUAACAGAAAAGAGUUCCCCAACUUCUUCAGAACCAUUCCCAGUGACUACUACCAGAGCAGAGCACUGGCUCAGCUGGUCAAACACUUUGGCUGGACCUGGGUGGGGGCUGUCAGGAGUGAUAACGACUAUGGCAACAAUGGGAUGAGUGUCUUUGUAGACGCUGCUCAAGACGAGGGUGUGUGCAUUGAAUACUCAGAGGCCAUUUUACGAAAUAAUCCAAGACAAAGAAUCUCAAGGGUUGUCGAAGUCAUUAAAAGGUCCACAUCGAAGGUUCUGCUAGCAUUUCUGGCUCAGGGUGAAAUGGAGGUCCUGCUGGAGGAGAUCAUACUUCAGAAUGUGACAGAUCUCCAGUGGGUUGCUAGCGAGUCCUGGAUCACUGCCCGAUAUCUAGCCACCCCCAGAACCUCAGCUGUGAUAAGCAGUGCCAUUGGCUUCACUAUCAGCAAGUCUAAGAUACCUGGCCUUAAAGACUUCUUGGUCAAAGUUAAUCCAUCUGAAAAUCCAACAAAUGCCCUGUUGAGAGAGUUCUGGGAGACUGCAUUCCAGUGCCAGUUCUCCCCUCCAAAUGGAACAUCCAGCAUCAAGCCUUGUACAGCCUCUGAGAAACUGGGAGAGCUGAGUAAUCAGUACACUGAUGUCUCAGAGCUGAGGAUCUCCAACAAUGUCUACAAGGCAACAUAUGCUGUGGCUCACGCCCUCCACAACUUACUGAGCCAGACUUGUAUGAGAAAGGAGGACAUUGAAGCAUCUCAGGUGAGGCAUUACUUACAACGGGUUAAUUUUACUACACCCAAUGGUGAGAAUGUAAAUUUUAAUCCCAAUGGUGAUCCAAUGGCAAGAUACGAACUAGUGAACUGGCAGAAGGGAGACGAUGGAGAAACAAAGUUUGUCACAGUGGGCUACUACGAUGCAUCAAUGCCUGUUGGAAAGCAAUUUGUAAUGAACAAUGCCAGUAUUGUAUGGGCAGGAGAGUCAUCCGUGAAACCCAAGUCAGUGUGCAGUGAAAGCUGUCAAGCUGGUGCCCGACAGGCCAUGAUUCGGGGCAAACCCAUAUGCUGCUUCUCCUGUAUCCCAUGUGCUUCUGGUGAGAUCAGCAACACAACAGAUUCAACUAAAUGCUUAAAGUGCCCGCUUGAAUAUUGGUCAAAUGAAGAUCACACAGAAUGCAUCCACAAGAAGGUGGAGUUCCUCUCAUUUGAAGAAACUAUGGGAAAACUGCUAACAGCUAUCUCAGUCAUGGGAAUUGGUUUAACAGCAGCGAUAGCAUUAAUCUUCUUCCGUUUUGUGGACACCCCGCUUGUCAGGGCCAACAACUCUGAGCUGAGCUUCCUGCUGCUCUUUUCCCUGACCCUCUGUUUCCUCUGCUCACUCACUUUCAUCGGCCGACCCUCUCACUGGUCCUGUAUGCUGCGCCACACUGCGUUUGGGAUCACCUUUGCACUAUGCAUUUCCUGUGUGCUUGCAAAGACUAUAGUAGUAGUAAAUGCUUUCAAAGCCUCUGUGCCUGGAAGUAAUGUUUUACGGUGUUCUGCACCCUUACAGAGGCUUAGCGUGUUUGGCUGUACUCUCCUGCAGGUGCUGAUAUGUACACUAUGGAUAGCAUUAGCCCCACCAGUACCAAACAAAAACACUGCAUAUUUCACUGAGAAGAUCAUUCUAGAGUGUGAUGUGGGGUCAGCAGUGGGCUUCUGGGCUGUGCUGGGGUACAUUGGUCUCCUCUCUGCCCUGUGCUUUGUACUGGCUUUUCUGGCAAGGAAGCUGCCUGAUAACUUCAAUGAAGCCAAAUUCAUCACCUUCAGCAUGCUCAUAUUCACUGCUGUCUGGAUCACCUUUAUCCCAGCUUAUGUCAGCUCACCUGGGAAGUUCACUGUGGCCGUCGAGAUAUUUGCCAUUUUGGCUUCCAGUUAUAGUUUGCUUUUCUGUAUUUUUGCCCCAAAAUGUUACAUAAUAUUAUUUAAACCUGAAAAAAACACACGAAGGCAUAUAAUGGGUAAAACCCAUGCCAAGUCCCAAUGACUAUGUAUCCUGUGUGUUAUCAUGCAGCACUUCAUAAUGCAAAGUCCUUGGCUUUGGCCCAUGAGAAAGCUGGUCCCUGAAAAUGAGACACAUGUAACUACUGUAGAAAAAAGCAUUAAGCAAUCCCCAGUCACGGUUAAGAAGUACUAUCCUGCAAUGCAUGAACGUCAUGUGAGCAGCAGAUUAGAUACAUCAUUUUAAAAAAGUGAUAAUUCAUAUAUUUCAGUAUCCUAACAAUGGGUCCAUCUAUUCUGCCCCUGCGCUUAUCUUACUCUGAUGGUUAUGAU